Molecule: messenger RNA, 489 nt
Organism: Nematolebias whitei (Rio pearlfish)
Lineage: Eukaryota; Metazoa; Chordata; Actinopteri; Cyprinodontiformes; Rivulidae
Product: cornifelin homolog
Exons: 3
Coding region: 1-489 (162 amino acids)
Source: RefSeq, a predicted model, not a curated record
AUGGCAGAAACAUCUCUGACAGAAUGGGACAGUGGGCUGUUUGACUGCUUUGAAGAUCCCAGCACCUGCUGCUAUGGUUUUUGGUGCGGCCCUAGCUUGGCCUGCACUGUUUCAAGACGACUUGGAGAAAACACCUGUCUUCCAUUAUGUGAUGUGCUUUCUGGGUGUUUAAGCACCGUCUAUAGAUGCCCUAUAUUUGUUCCUCCUGCAGUCUUGGCUACAAGAGUCGCUAUGAGACACAAAUACAGUCUCAAGGGCUCCAUCUGUGAGGACAUUUUAAUUUCCUGUUGCUGCGGGUGGUGCUCCUGGUGUCAGAUGCAUCGGGAGUUAAAAUAUCGUAAGCAAACCCCAGUCGUCAUCAAUAUGCAGCCUCAAGCUGUUGUCAACAUGCAGCCGGCUCUGGAGCCUGCUCUGGAGAUGAUGAUCCCUGUGGACCCUCUUCUGGUUGAUGUUGUGGACCAGAAAAGAACCAUCCAGGAUCCAUACUGA